This is a messenger RNA of Ramularia collo-cygni, 648 nucleotides long. RefSeq lists its product as uncharacterized. NCBI's taxonomy places the organism in Eukaryota, Fungi, Ascomycota, Dothideomycetes, Mycosphaerellales, Mycosphaerellaceae. Bases 1 to 648 code for a protein of 215 amino acids. The transcript has a single exon. The record is from RefSeq and is a predicted model, not a curated record.
AUGUCCCUUUCACAGUCACCUCCUGUAGGCACGCAAGAGGAGCGCGACCUUGACUCACGCCUUGACGUGGCAAUAACAAACUCCUCCUCGUUGAUUGAAGAGGCGCUCAAGCAGCUUGCGAAGCCAUGCACCGUCGUAGGCGAAGACAUUGAUGACGAAUACGACACCCUCACCCCCAUUGACCUUGCGAUUUCCAGGUCCACUAUGCUCCUCGAAGCAGCUAACCUGCAGCUGGCCUCACCUUCAGCUGCACCUGUCGAGCUCACAGAGUCGGAAGUAGCGGAAGAGAAGGCUGCACAUGCCUGGGCGCAGACUUAUCAGCAAAUUGAGCGAACGAACGAUGUGCGCUCAGAUUCAAGUCAUGGUCUGGCAAGAUCGAUUCUGGACGAGAUUCAAGAGGUAGACGAGAACAACUUGCUUGCCGAUCGACCCAACACCAUGUCAGCUGCGCUGGCCAUCCCGAGCGAGUUUCUUCAGAGCGCUKCCAGCUCUCGGGAAGCAAAACGAGCAAAGCGACUCUCGCGAACUUGCUGUGGCCCAAACGUUGCUGCCAUUGUUGCAAAGAUCGAAGCCAUCGAUGGCUCGGUUGUUCCUUGUAAUUCGCAGGGACAUUCCCGCAGCACGAGCGCUCAUAGCUUUGGUAAGUAG